Messenger RNA from Calypte anna (Anna's hummingbird), 1598 nucleotides. RefSeq names its product leucine rich repeat containing 6 (gene DNAAF11). The record is from RefSeq and is a predicted model, not a curated record. Bases 61 to 1458 code for a protein of 465 amino acids. Gene Ontology annotation, cellular component: cytoplasm. Gene Ontology annotation, molecular function: protein binding. Gene Ontology annotation, biological process: outer dynein arm assembly. NCBI's taxonomy places the organism in Eukaryota, Metazoa, Chordata, Aves, Apodiformes, Trochilidae. The transcript is spliced from 12 exons.
UCGCCAUGGCAGCGCGGCGCGGCCUCUAAUGGCGGCGGCAGCGAGAGGCUGAGGGGCGCCAUGGUGCGGAUCACAGAAGAUCUUGUUAGAAGACGUGCAGAACAUAACGACUGUGAAAUUUUUUCACUGGAAGAAAUCUCUUUACAUCAGCAGGAAAUAGAAAAGCUAGAGUAUCUUGACAAAUGGUGUCGAGAGUUAAAAAUUCUCUAUCUUCAGAAUAAUCUAAUUCCAAAAAUUGAAAAUGUGGGGAAACUAAAGAAGCUGGAAUAUUUAAAUGUAGCUUUGAACAACAUCGAAAGAGUUGAAAACCUGGAAGGCUGUGAAGAACUGAACAAACUUGACCUGACAGCAAAUUUCAUUGGUGAACUCUCCAGUAUUGAAUCCCUAAAACACAACAUACAUUUGAAGGAACUAUUUCUAAUGGGUAACCCAUGUACAGAAUUUGAAGGCUAUAGAGAAUUUGUGGUGGCAACUCUUCAUCAAUUAAAAUAUUUGGAUAGCAAAAAAAUAGGUCGUGCAGAGAGGAUUCAAGCAAUUCAAAACUAUCCAGAAGUGAAACAGAAGAUCAGAGAACAGGAACAAGCUUACCUUCUCAAAAGGGCCAGGGAAAAAGAAGAGGCUGAAAGGAGGAUGCAAGAAAGAAAGGACAAGAAACAAAAACAUAUGGAAUCUAAACUUGCAUUUGACAGCCCAGACUCUCUGCAGAACAAAGAAAAUUGUCAGACAGAUGGAGACAGAGAACAAGAGACAUGGAGAACUGUUGAAGAUGAUGAAGAAGACAGGAAAUUUUGGGAGGAGCCUACACCAUAUACUCCAGAAACUAGAUUAGAAACUCACAGAUAUAUUGAAGAAAAACGGAGAGCUAAAGAAAAUACAAGGGAAUCAAAAAAGAAGGACAAAACUCUUCACACACUGAUCACUGCAGAUGGAAAAGUUCUGAAUGUGAAUGUGCCAAAGCUUCAUUUUUCUUUGAAAGAUGAUGAAGAAAACAACCAGAUCGUCUUGGAUCUUGCUGUUUACAGAUAUUUGGACACUUCUCUGCUUGAUGUUGAUGUCCAGCCAACUUACAUACGAGUACUGGUGAAGGGAAAGCCUUUUCAGCUUGUGCUCCCUGAGGAAGUGAAGCCAGACAGCAGCUCUGCUAAAAGAUCACAAACAACUGGUCAUUUGGUUGUCAGCAUGCCAAAGGCUAAAGGAAUGAUCCUGGCUAAGCAAAAAGUAUCAACCUCAACUAAAGAUUCUGACUGCAAUAAACUGCAAAAAAAUGCAAGAAGUGUACAAUUUGAGAGAUUAGAAGUGGAUCCCAGUAAAUAUUCAUUCCCUGAUGUGACAAAAAUUAUCCAAGAAAAGGUUCAAGUUGGACAAGGACCUCUUAGGCUACAGCCAGAGAAGAUAACAGAGACCAAGAAGAGUUUUGUUGAUUUUGAAAAUAAUGAAGAUGUUCCUCCCUUAAUUUGAAAGUUUCUUAAAUAGUCUCUCUAAAUGUAGCUUUUAUUCUUCAGUUGUUUUCAGGACCUUGUGUUUAAAGUAAGUAUAAUAUAGUUGAAGGUGAAAAAUAUUGUAAGAAAUACAGUUCUUAUUGUAAAUUUUUAUAGCUC